CCACUAUAAAUUCCUUCAAAAUCUCUCACUUCCCAUACACCCUCAUCACAAAGUUGUAGUGCAUAUUUCCCAUUCUCUUUGCAAAUUCAUUGCAUUCUAUGUCUAGACUCAUGGAACCACUUGCUGUGGGAAGAGUGAUAGGGGAAGUGGUUGACAUUUUCACCCCAAGUGUGAGAAUGAAUGUGACAUAUUCCACCAAGCAAGUUGCUAAUGGCCAUGAGUUAAUGCCUUCUACUAUCGUGGCCAAGCCACGCGUAGAGAUUGGUGGUGAUGACAUGAGGACUGCUUAUACCUUGAUCAUGACAGACCCAGAUGCUCCCAGUCCUAGUGAUCCAUAUCUAAGGGAACAUCUUCACUGGAUGGUUACAGAUAUCCCUGGCACCACAGAUGUCUCUUUUGGAAAAGAGAUUGUGGGCUAUGAGAGUCCAAAGCCAGUGAUAGGAAUCCACAGAUAUGUAUUCAUCCUGUUCAAGCAGAGAGGAAGACAAACAGUGAGACCUCCAUCUUCAAGAGACUAUUUCAACACGAGGAGGUUCUCAGAGGAGAAUGGCCUUGGCCUACCAGUUGCUGCUGUUUACUUCAAUGCUCAAAGAGAGACUGCUGCAAGGAGGAGGUGAUAAUUUCUGAAGACGAAGAAAAAAGGGUUGAAGUAAAUAAACUUAACUUGUUUCAUCCUUAAUUAUCUUAAUGAGAUUUGUUUCCUUUGGUUUUCUUAGGGUUUGGCAUGGUUGAAUAAGGUGUACUGGAUGAAAUCUCUUCCUUUCUUCACUUUUUCUCUUCCUUUUUGUUUUUCCAUUUUCUUUUGGAGUUCCCAAGGGGAGAUAUUCUUGGUGUACUUUGUACUUGUAGCUAUUUUAGGUUAUGAGAAGUUGGGGACCAAACUAGUGUUAUUUUUCUUUUAAGGAUCUAUGAUUUGUGAUAGGAAAGAACAUAGCUUUACCAAAGCUGUGUGGCUUCCUAGUAGGUGUCUGGUGUAAUGGUUUGUGUGAUGAUAUAAUGAGAAGACGGAGAACAUGUUAUAUGCAUAA
Messenger RNA from Cajanus cajan (pigeon pea), 1028 nucleotides. Its product is annotated as CEN-like protein 1. The record is from RefSeq and is a predicted model, not a curated record. Gene Ontology annotation, biological process: flower development; vegetative to reproductive phase transition of meristem. Lineage: Eukaryota; Viridiplantae; Streptophyta; Magnoliopsida; Fabales; Fabaceae.